Messenger RNA from Sphenostylis stenocarpa, 1377 nucleotides. NCBI's taxonomy places the organism in Eukaryota, Viridiplantae, Streptophyta, Magnoliopsida, Fabales, Fabaceae. The record is from the annotation of a GenBank genome assembly.
AUGGACAAAUUCUUCUUUGUUUCUAUACUAGCUUUGCUCAUAGCAGCUGAUGGAGUUGCAGGAAGCAUGAUGUGUGACAACAUUGGCAUGCUUGAAGAACUUAAAAGCCUGGAGUCUUUAGACAUAGAAGAAGAAGCAGAGGUAGAACUUUCUGACAUCUCUUCAUUGAGAAGCGAGCACGGUGGAAAAGUUCUUGUUAAUAUUGAUAGCUUUGGUGCUGCUGGUGACGGAGAAUCUGAUGAUACUGAGGCUUUGCAAAAAGCAUGGGGAGUUGCAUGCUCUACACCAAAAUCUGUUUUGUUGAUUCCUCAAGGUCGCCGUUACCUAGUUAAUGCAACAAGAUUCAGAGGGCCUUGUGCAGACAAUCUCAUCAUUCAGAUUGAUGGUACAUUGGUUGCCCCAGAUGAGCCUAAGAACUGGGAUCCAAAUCUGCCACGGGUUUGGCUUGAUUUUUCCAAAUUGAAUAAAGCUGUUUUCCAAGGUUCUGGAGUUAUUGAUGGCUCAGGAAGUAAAUGGUGGGCAGCAUCUUGCAAAAAGAACAAGUCAAAUCCUUGCAAAGGUGCACCAACAGCAUUUACGAUUGACACAAGUACAUCCAUAAGGGUGAAAGGACUGACAAUCCAGAAUAGCCAACAGAUGCAUUUUACAAUAUCACGAUGUGAUUCUGUUAGAAUUAAUGGAGUUAAAGUGUCAGCACCUGGAGACAGUCCAAACACUGACGGAAUCCAUAUUAGUGAAUCAACAAAUGUCAUAAUCCAAGACAGCAAAAUCGGAACAGGUGAUGAUUGCAUAUCAAUUGUCAAUGCUAGCUCUAAUAUCAAAAUGAAGAGAAUUUAUUGUGGACCAGGACAUGGAAUCAGCAUAGGAAGUCUUGGCAAAGACAACUCAACUGGCAUCGUCUCGAAAGUGAUUUUGGAUACAGCAGUUCUCAGGGAGACUACCAAUGGUCUCAGAAUUAAGACUUGGCAGGGAGGUUCCGGAUAUGUUCGAGGGGUGCGUUUCCAGAAUGUGAGAGUGGAGAAUGUAUCCAACCCCAUUAUCAUAGACCAAUUUUACUGUGAUUCACCAUCUAGUUGUCAGAACCAGACAUCAGCUGUGGAGAUAAGCGAGGUGAUGUACCAGAACAUUAGUGGCACUACAAUUAGUGCUAAGGCCAUUAAAUUUGACUGCAGUGACACAAGCCCAUGCAGCAAACUAGUCCUUAGCAACGUGGACUUAGAUAAACAAGAUGGCACGGUUGAAACAUAUUGCCACUCAGCUCAAGGUUUUCCCUAUGGGGUGGUGCACCCUUCUGCUGAUUGCCUUAGUUCCACCGACAAAAUCUCUCAAGUUGCAGAAUCAACUAUGGUGGAGGAUAUUCGUCACACUGAACUAUAA